AUGCCGCCCAGGCGGCGCAGCUCAAGGAUCCCAGUCGCCGAUCUGAUAGAGCGCUCGAGGAGCUGCCCCUUCCCGAAGGUGGGGAGGUCCGAUCUCCGACAUACCCUUCGGCAAGGCCGAUUGGCGAUGGAGUGCACAGUGGCGGACGCCUUGGAUGCAUUCAGCCCCGUGUGGGAAAUUGUGAAUCCUGGUCUCCUCGUCGCCCCUCAAGGGAGCUCUGGCUUACCGUUCCUGGGCCACAUGUUGAGCUUUAUCAACGACAAGUACGCUUUUGUAGCUGAGCACGUGAAAAAAUACGGACCCAUCAGCAGGACCGUCCUUUUUGGAGGCCCGGCUGUCAUCGUUGUUGGCCACGACCUUCUAAACAAGAUCCUCAUAAAAGAGACAGGCCUUUUGCGCCAAGGAUACUUCAAGACCAUUUGUCAGCUCUUGGGACCCAACUCGAUGAAUGUGAUGGAUGGCGAAGAGCAUGUGAGAUUGAGGAAACUGAUGGGGCCGGCGUUCACAAAGGGUGGCGUUUACUCUUACAUACCCAAGAUCGUGCGACUGGCAGAGGAGCACUGCCAUGAAUGGGCGAAAAAAGGCUCAAUUGUGUUUACAGAUGAGGUGCGGGACUACGCUUUCAGUGUGGUGUCUGAAGCUGCCUUGGGAAUUGAGUUCCCUGUGGGAGGCUGGACCAAAGAAACUGUUCUCCGAAAUUUCCAGUUCUUUGCAUCUGGUAUUUUUACUCUUGGCGUGGACCUUCCUUUCACGAAAUUUGGCAGAGCCAUGGAGGCAAGGCGAUUCCUGCUUAAAGUGGUAGACAAGGCAGUUGAGAGAGUAAGAGGGGACCCUGACAUUGACAGCGGCUUGCGGGCAAUGUUAUCUGCCCGUGAUGACGACGGGAACGGCCUGAAAAAGGAGCAGCUGCAAGACACCGUCCUCGCAUUGCUAUUUGCUGGUUAUGACACAACAGCGUCCUCGGGAUCAUUGGCAAUGUUACAAUUGGCGCGCCACCCAGAAGUCUGGGAGAAGGUGAAGAAAGAGCAAGAGCAGAUUCUCGACCAUCAUGGACCCGAAAUAAGUGCUGCAGCUGUUGAAGCGAUGAGAUACACGGAGGCCGUCGUCAGGGAAGCAGCGCGAGUCCUUCCGCCCGCACUUGGCUCUGUCAAGGUCGCAACCAGGACCUUCGAACUGGGUGGCUACCGCAUUCCCAAAGGCUGGCAGGUGUACACCGCGACUGGCUUCACCGGCCAGCUGUUUGAUGAUCGGUGGCCCAUGGACGCUGAAUUCCGUCCCGAGCGGCUCUUGUCAGGCGCAGGUAUUGACCCGAGCCCCGACAUCGUGUUCGGAAUUGGACCCCACUCCUGUGCAGGAAGGCUCCUGUCCAUCCUGGAAAACAAGAUCCUGUUGGCCACAUUGGCGAGGGGCUACGACUUUGAGGUUCUCGACGCCUACCCUCGCAUCGUCAGUGACCCCCUUCCCCAGCCAGAGGACGGUCUUCCCAUCCUGGUGAAGAGACGAAGGGACCCAUCUGGUCGCUGA
Molecule: messenger RNA, 1524 nt
Organism: Ostreobium quekettii
Lineage: Eukaryota; Viridiplantae; Chlorophyta; Ulvophyceae; Bryopsidales; Ostreobiaceae
Source: the annotation of a GenBank genome assembly